This is a messenger RNA of Penicillium maclennaniae, 429 nucleotides long. RefSeq lists its product as uncharacterized. The coding region runs from base 1 to 429 and encodes 142 amino acids. Lineage: Eukaryota; Fungi; Ascomycota; Eurotiomycetes; Eurotiales; Aspergillaceae. The record is from RefSeq and is a predicted model, not a curated record. The transcript has 2 exons.
AUGUCUGCUUCCACCUUCCACACCACCCGCCAGGAGCUCCGCAAGGAUGAGUCGCGCGUUUCCAAGCAGCACGGCGGCCAGACCCCUGCCGAUUCCGAUGUUUCCAUUAUGAAGUCCAUCGUCGACCAGAACACCAACAAGCCUGAGCAGAUCGAAAAGACCAAGGCCAACCUGCCUUUGCCCGAGGACCCUCCCGUGGCCAGUGACUGGAACUCCGCCGACCAGCGUACCGUCAAUGUCGGCAGCGGUCGUCUCGAGGAGCCCAUCUCCGGUGACAACGAUAGCGCCCUGCGCGGCCCCGCCACUGCUUCCAGCAGCGCUCGUGUGAACGGCGAAGAAUUGCAUGUCCCCACCGCUCCUUCCGGUAACGUUGGCCGCCAGGGCAAGGAGGGUCUCGAUCACCUUCCCUCUGAUGCCAAAUCUCGAUAA